Messenger RNA from Mugil cephalus (flathead mullet), 5162 nucleotides. RefSeq names its product DNA topoisomerase II alpha (gene top2a). NCBI's taxonomy places the organism in Eukaryota, Metazoa, Chordata, Actinopteri, Mugiliformes, Mugilidae. Gene Ontology annotation, cellular component: nucleus. Gene Ontology annotation, biological process: DNA topological change; sister chromatid segregation; resolution of meiotic recombination intermediates. Bases 151 to 4878 code for a protein of 1575 amino acids. Gene Ontology annotation, molecular function: ATP binding; DNA topoisomerase type II (double strand cut, ATP-hydrolyzing) activity; DNA binding. The record is from RefSeq and is a predicted model, not a curated record. The transcript has 35 exons.
AAUUAGUCGAACUGUGUCCGUAGGUUUUGGUGGAAGCAGGCAGCCGUUAUCAUUAGCGUUGGCUAGGAGUUAGCUGAGGUUAGAGGCUAGUUGUAAACGAUAGUUUGACGAUUUUACAGACAGCGAGGUUUAGAGGUAAAUUCAAGAAGAAUGGCGGAACCACUGAAGGCCUUUUUGGAAAACAAGCCGUUGGCGAAGACGAAGAAAGAUCCGAAACGGCUGUCGGUGGAGAGGAUCUAUCAGAAAAAGACCCAAUUGGAGCACAUCUUGCUCAGACCAGACUCCUACAUUGGCUCCGUGGAGCCUGUCACUCAACAAAUGUGGGUGUAUGAUCAGGAUGUGGGUCUGAACUGCCGUGAUGUGACGUUUGUGCCUGGGCUUUACAAGAUCUUUGAUGAGAUCCUUGUAAAUGCAGCUGACAACAAGCAGAGGGACAAGAACAUGUCCUGCCUCAAAAUCAACAUUGAUGUUGAAAACAACACCAUCAGUGUGUGGAAUAAUGGGAAGGGUAUUCCAGUAGUGGAGCACAAGGUGGAGAAAGUCUAUGUGCCUGCUCUUAUCUUUGGACAGCUCCUUACAUCCAGUAACUAUGAUGAUGACGAGAAGAAAGUCACCGGUGGACGUAAUGGUUAUGGCGCUAAGCUGUGCAACAUCUUUAGCACAAAAUUCACUGUGGAGACUGCCUGUAAAGAGUCAAAGAGGGUCUUCAAGCAGACUUGGUAUGAUAACAUGGGAAGAGCAGGAGAUGCUAACAUCAAACCGUUUGACGGAGAGGAAUUCACUUGCGUCACCUUCAGGCCAGAUCUGCCCAAGUUUAAGAUGAGCAUCCUGGACAAAGACACAGUGGCUCUGAUGACCAGGAGGGCCUAUGACAUCGCUGGAUCCACUAAGGGUGUCCGGGUGUUCUUCAAUGGCAAGAGGCUGCCUGUUACAGGUUUCCGUAGCUAUGUGGACAUGUACGUGAAGGACAAGGUGGAUGAACUGGGUGGUCCCCUCACUGUGAUCCACGAGUCUGCCAAUGAGCGCUGGGAGGUUUGCCUCACCAUGAGUGAGAAAGGCUUCCAGCAAGUCAGCUUUGUCAACAGCAUCGCCACCACCAAGGGAGGCCGGCACAUCGACUAUGUGGCUGACCAGGUGGUUGGUAAGCUCAUCGAAGUGGUGAAGAAAAAGAAUAAAGCUGGGGUCACAGUGAAGCCUUUCCAGGUGAAGAACCACAUGUGGCUGUUUGUCAAUUGCCUGAUUGAGAACCCCACCUUUGACUCUCAGACCAAAGAGAACAUGACAUUGCAACAGAAGAGUUUCGGAUCUACUUGUUCCCUCAGUGACAAGUUCAUUAAACAGGCCACGUCUUGUGGGAUUGUGGAAAGUAUCAUGAACUGGGUGAAGUUCAAGGCUCAAUCCCAGCUCAACAAGAAAUGCUCCGCUGUCAAACACACAAAAAUCAAAGGUGUGCCAAAACUGGAUGAUGCCAAUGAUGCAGGUGGGAAGAACUCCAUUGGCUGCACGUUGAUCCUUACUGAGGGAGACUCAGCCAAGACACUUGCUGUGUCUGGGCUGGGGGUGGUCGGAAGGGACCGCUAUGGUGUCUUCCCUCUCAGAGGAAAAAUGCUCAACGUCCGGGAGGCAUCACACAAACAGAUUAUGGAGAACGCUGAAAUCAACAACAUCAUCAAGAUCCUCGGUCUUCAGUACAAGAAGAACUACAGCGACCCAGAAUCCCUCAAGAGUCUGCGUUACGGCAAGAUCAUGAUCAUGACAGAUCAGGAUCAAGAUGGCUCACAUAUUAAGGGCUUGCUGAUCAACUUUAUCCACCACAACUGGCCGUCUUUACUGCGUCACAACUUCCUGGAAGAGUUCAUCACUCCAAUCAUCAAGGUCUCAUUCAAGAAAACCCAACAGUCUUUCUACAGUAUCCCUGAAUUCAAUGCAUGGAAGGAGAGUCAGUCCAACUUCAAAUCUUGGAAAGUCAAAUACUACAAAGGUUUGGGAACCAGCACAUCGCAGGAAGCCAAAGAGUACUUCUCUGAUAUGCAGAGACACCGUAUCCCAUUCAAGUACGCUGGACCUGAAGACGAUGAAGCUAUCACCCUUGCCUUUAGCAAGAAAAAAGUGGAAGAACGAAAAGAGUGGCUCACCAACUUCAUGACCAACAGGCGCCAGCGCAGAGAGCACAACCUGCCUGAGGAGUACCUGUACGGUCAGGCGACCAAGUCUCUCUCCUACAAUGACUUUGUCAACAAAGAGCUGGUACUUUUCUCCAACUCUGACAAUGAACGGUCUAUUCCCUGCCUGGUGGACGGUCUGAAACCAGGCCAGAGGAAGGUUUUGUUCUGUUGCUUCAAGAGAAAUGACAAGCGGGAAGUGAAGGUGGCCCAACUGGCUGGCUCUGUGGCUGAGAUGUCAGCCUACCACCAUGGAGAGGUGUCUCUGAUGAUGACAAUUAUUGGUUUAGCCCAGGACUUUGUGGGAAGCAACAACUUGAACCUGCUGCAGCCUCUGGGACAGUUUGGAACCAGGUUGCACGGUGGCAAGGACUCUGCCAGUCCUCGAUACAUCUUCACCAUGCUCAGUCCCCUGGCCCGUCUGGUUUUCCCAGCUAUGGAUGACAACCUGCUCAAGUACAACUACGACGAUAACCAGCGUGUAGAGCCAGAGUGGUACAUCCCCAUCAUCCCCACUGUGCUGGUGAACGGUGCGGAGGGAAUUGGCACAGGCUGGGCCAGCAAGAUUCCCAACUAUGACAUUCGUGAGAUCAUCAUAAACAUCCACCGCAUGCUCAACGGAGAGGAACCUCUGCCCAUGCUUCCAAACUACAAAGGCUUCAAAGGCACAAUAGAGCAGGUGAUGGACAACCAGUACAUGAAUAGUGGAGAGGUGUCCAUCAUUGAUUCCACCACCAUUGAGAUCUCUGAAUUGCCUGUCAAAUCCUGGACACAGACCUAUAAGGAGAAUGUGCUGGAGCCCAUGAUGAAUGGCACAGAAAAGGUUCCUCCUCUGAUCACAGACUACAAAGAAUACCACACUGACACCACAGUGCGCUUUGUGGUCAAGAUGACGGCAGAGAAGCUGCAAGAGGUGGAGGCUGCUGGCCUCCAUAAAGUCUUCAAGCUGCAGAGCCCCCUCACCUGUAAUUCUAUGGUUCUGUUUGACCACGUGGGCAGCCUGAAGAAGUACGAGUCUGUGCAGGAUAUUCUGAAAGACUUCUUUGAGCUGAGGAUGAAGUACUACGUGCUGAGAAAGGACUGGUUGGCAGGCAUGCUGGGUGCAGAGAGUGCUAAGCUCACCAACCAGGCUCGUUUCAUCCUGGAAAAGAUUCAGGGCACCUUGGUUAUCGAAAACAAGCCAAAAAAAGAACUGAUUCGCAUGCUGCAACAGAUGGGCUACGACUCCGACCCAGUCAAGGCGUGGAAGCAGGCUCAGGAGAAAAAUGAGGAGCUGGAGGAGGAGGACGAGGAAGGAGCAGAGAAAGAAGACACCAGUGGGCCAGACUACAACUAUCUGCUGAGCAUGCCCAUGUGGUUCUUGACCAAAGAGAAGAAAGAGGAGCUGUGCAAACAGAGGGAUGCUAAGUUGACAGAGCUAAACACUUUGAAGAAGAAGACUCCGGCGGAUAUGUGGAAGGAAGACCUGGCUGCUUUCUCUGAGGAACUGGAGCGCAUUGAAGCAAAAGAAAAGGAGAAUGCCAGCAUGCCCGUGAAGGGCGCUGGAAAGGGCAAAGCCCUGAAGGUGAAGAAGGAGACUUUGCCCACGCCACAGGGCCGUCGUGUUGUUCCACGCGUCACCAGCACAAUGAAAGCUGAAGCGAACAGGAAGGCUGAUCUGAAGAAAGGAGAGGGCAAGAGAGGCAGGAAAGUCAAGAGUGAAGAUGUAGUCAUGAAGAUGGAGUUUGCAGAAGAUGGAGUGAAUACGGAGUCAGUGGAGGAGAUCAGUCUCGCUGCACGACUCAACAAGAAAACUAAAACACAGCCAAAGGAAAAGGCCGCAGCAUCAAAGACUGGCAAACAGACAACUCUUCAGUUCAAGGCUGUUGCCAAGAAGCCCAAGAAGAAUCCGUGGUCGGACGAUGAGGCUGAUGAUCUGUCUGCCAGUGAAGUGGAGGCAGAGGAAGAGGAAGAGGCCGGCCCCAGAGAGCGGAUAGAACGCAAAACUAAAGCUGCCGUGAAGUACAGCGUGUCAGACAGCGAGGAUGAAUUUGAUGACUGGAAGAAAAAGGACGCUCCAAAACGGAGAGCUCUCGUCAGCGACGAUGACACCAGCUUCGCCCCAGAGCCCAGCGCUAUGUCCGACAGCGAUGUGAACUCUCCUGCUCCACCUCCCAAAGCUCCAGAACCGCUGAAGAAAGUGGCAAAGAGCAAAUCAACAGUUAAACCGGCUGUCUCCAAGUCCAGCUCUCAGUCGGAUGAUCAGGUGCCCGCAUCCAAGCCUCCUGUUCAACGUAAAACCAAAGAGGCUGCGCCCAAGAAAGCUGCUGCAGCCAAGAAACCAGCUGCAUCCAAGAAGAAGGCUGCAGAUGUGAAGCAGCCAUCUAUCGUGGACGCUCUAUCAAAGCCCAAAGCUGCCAAGAAAGUCCCUUCGUUUGACUCCAGCGACUCGGAAAGUGAAGUGAAAGCUCCAACUGCGAAGCCGAAACCUGUUCAAAAACGGAAACAGUUGAGCAGCGACGACUCCGACAGCAGCUCGGACAACCUCAUGUCGCGCCUCAAGGCUAAAACAACCGCUGGCAGCAAGAAAACGAAGAAGUGGAACGAGGACGAGAGCUUCAAGAUGUCGGACUCGGAAGCAGCAGCUCCCGUUGCCGUGGCGCCGCGGGAUAAGCCCGCGCGUGCACGCAAACCCAUCACCUACAACCUGGACUCCGACUCAGACUCAGACUUUUAAAUGUCACUCUCUGUCCAUGUGGUUAUUUGCUUUUAUAUAUAUAUACGCUUUUAGAGUUCGUGCUAGAGAUAGGUUCUUAGAUUGUUUAUGCCGUUGAAUUAACCCUCACAUUUGAAAAGUCUGUUAAAAGUUGCUCAAGCAGCAGGAGAGACGCUGUUAAACCUCUGGUUUUAUCCUUAACAUGACUUUCUCUUCUCUUGUCUUCUGUUAUGUUGUGUUUUGUCCUGUAAAUAUUUUAAUGGCUGUUCAUGUUUGAAUUUUAAAAAAUAAAGUUUUUUGUAUUG